AGCUUUGACUGGCGGUACGCGCACGAUCCGCAUAGCGCAAGGUGCUCAGGGUCUCGGACACAUUAUAGUCCGCGGGACUGACGCAGGCGAUCAUCAAUUCGGCCUCACCGAAUUGGAGGUCACUUCCGCUCAUUUAAUGCGUGGCUCUGCCGGUCGGGCUGUAGCAGCCACUGCAAUGAACGAGACCUCGUCCCGUUCUCAUGCCAUUUUCACGCUCACCGUAGUCUCCAGCAAGCUGGAGGGAAGGAAGGUGGUGACCACCUCCAAGAUCAAUCUGGUGGAUCUGGCUGGCUCUGAACGCUGCUCCAAGACACUGGCCAUCGGCGACCGCUUCAAGAAGGGGGUCAACAUCAAUAAAGGCCUGCUGGCCCUCGGCAACGUGAUCAACGCAUUGGGCUCCGGACAAACUGCCGGUUACAUACCGUACCGCCAGUCAAAGCUGACGCGCCUGCUGCAGGACUCGCUGGGCGGCAACUCCAUCACAUUGAUGAUCGCCUGCGUCAGUCCCGCGGACUUUAAUGUGUCCGAGACCUUGAGGACCUUGCGCUAUGCGGAUCGUGCGCUGCAGAUC
Molecule: messenger RNA, 571 nt
Organism: Drosophila obscura
Lineage: Eukaryota; Metazoa; Arthropoda; Insecta; Diptera; Drosophilidae
Product: chromosome-associated kinesin KIF4A-like
Exons: 4
Biological process (GO): microtubule-based movement; mitotic spindle organization
Molecular function (GO): microtubule motor activity; microtubule binding; ATP binding
Source: RefSeq, a predicted model, not a curated record